ACAGACAAGGAGACCAUGCACAGACCAUGCACACAUACGCACGCCCAUGCACAUGUACACAAAUACACACACACACACACACACACACACACACGCAUGUCGAUGACGUCAUUGUGCGUUUCGCCUGGUAGAGAGAAGAGGACAAAAGACAAAAUGUACCAUCAUGUUAAUGUCGGUAGCACAGGUGGAGAAGGCUCUUGCUGAGGUAAUGAAGUAUGCAGCGGAGGGCAUCCACUACAACGGUGAUAUCGAGUUCUCUUUGCUGAAGGAGAGGGUGCCGAGGUACUUCGCAGUCAGUGUGGAUAUGAGAUCCACAAUCAUGGCAAAUGACGAGGGCUGUGUCAAGGCACGAAUGCUCUCGCAACGCUUCAGAGAGUCACCACAUGUACGUGUGGACAACGAAGUGGAACAUAGUCCUUAUAGUCUAAAAGGAGUGGUUCAGCGAAUGUGCAACAAAAGGAUGUGCGAAGAUGGAGACGUGGACAUGACAAUGCACCAAAAAGGGGGAACGUAUGCAUCUGCAGAUUUCAAAAAGUUGCUGGGCACUGUGGCGAAGAACUCCGACAUGCUUGUUGAUGGGUCCAAGGACGAGUUGAAAAGUGGUGCUGCAGAGAUCUUGGUGUUGUCCAGAAUGAAGGACAUCACACAAACACCACCAAAGGACUUUCAAGAUGUUUCUGUAAUUGUUGCAGAUAGUGUGGAAUAUGUUCUGUUGGAUCAGCUCUGCGAUUUCAUGAAAAAGAGUGAUGAGGACAGGAACGUCAUCCACGAGGCGUUGCACGAAGUGACAGAGUUUGCACUGCAGGGUAAAGAUCUGAUUGAAUUUGUGUCAGCGAGAGGAGAAGACGACUUCAUAUCCGGCAGACCGUUGUGGGGGGACUUAUUGUCACACGUUUUGGACCGGCUCAGUUUUGCAAUUUGCGAUGUUGAGAGACAAAGAGAAAGGGAAAAAGGGUGGAAGUUGAUCGCCAGGGAAACAAGUUUAGCAAUCAUUCCAGACAACGGAGAGACAUCAGCAGCAGGAGAAUCAAUAAGCAGUAUGGCAGUCGAUGUGCCUCCCAUGCAGAUAGCAGAUACAGAGGAGGUACUGCUUGCGGAUAUCUUCAAUGCUAACGCGAUGGAGAGAGAUUAGUGUGAUGUUGGAUUCGAAGACGCCGAUUUGGCAAGUUGUCUUGCAAUAUACACAGACAAUGAAGAUAUAGCAGAAGA
Molecule: messenger RNA, 1209 nt
Organism: Chara braunii
Lineage: Eukaryota; Viridiplantae; Streptophyta; Charophyceae; Charales; Characeae
Source: the annotation of a GenBank genome assembly